AAAAUAUUUAGCAACACGGGAAAUUCACCCACUUGUGAUGGUCCUUCAAUUGAUCGUCGUUCUGUCCAGUGCAAUACUCCACUGUGCUGCGCAUGGGCAUCAUGGGGUCCACCACAAUAUGGCCAGUGUAGCAAGACAUGUGGAGGGGGAAUCAUGUAUUCGACACGCUAUAGAACAAAAACAUUUGGCAAUACAGGAAAUUCACAGACUUGCGAUGGCCUCUCAGUGGAUCGUCGUUCUGUCUCAUGCAAUAAUUGCCCGUGUAUACCGUGGGGACCAUGGACAGACUGGAAUUGUACCGAAUGUGUACACGUAAAUGAAUCACAACCAUAUGACGAGAUCCAAGAUCCUGAUAAUGGCCACGAUCCUGAUAAUGGGUAUGAUCCAGAUAAUGGGAAUGAACAUUCCAAAUGCUUUAAGGGUACAAGAACAUGCAAAAGAACAAGAGAAUGCCCUCCGUGUACAUUUCCACCACUCCCAUGUCCGGAGCCAACAUCAGAGACGAAUGUCCUCCGAGGAGUCACUGGAAAUAUGACGCUUCUCCACCAUGGUGCUGCAUCAAUGGGACCUGGCAUCAACCGUUUCAAAACAACCUUUACAAAUGUGAGAAGAUCUCAGAUGGUUUGGAAAUAAUCAAGUCAUGUCCACGUGGUGAAAAGUUCAAGAUA
Owenia fusiformis is the source of this 668-nucleotide messenger RNA. NCBI's taxonomy places the organism in Eukaryota, Metazoa, Annelida, Polychaeta, Sabellida, Oweniidae. The record is from the annotation of a GenBank genome assembly.